CCACGACUACCCGUCAGUUCUCCCUUUUCCAUUUCUUCGCACCCAGACGACAUAUAUGCGACCAUGAGGACCCCAAGUCCAAGAACAGUCCUCGUUCUCUCCCUCACCCUCCUUAUUUUCUUCAUGCCCCUUUCACACCCUUGGCUCUUGAACUUCUGGUCGAUCCCAUCCGUCCUGGACUGUCUCACCGAUAUGCCACAAAAGGCUGCCCUUCUGUCCAACUCAUCCUGCUCCCCUAAGAUCCCGUCCGGUCACUGCUGUUCACUGCUGAUAGAGACGGAGCCGUGCAAACAAGAAUGCAGGAAGAAAUAUGUAAAUAGGGUGACGAUGGCUGAGUCGAAGGAGUUUGCAGAGUGCACGGAUGUUUGCUUGAAGACGUAUCGAAAAGAGUGCGAAGUGCAAGUGGGCAAGUGAACGAGGGACAAGACUGC
Mytilinidion resinicola is the source of this 431-nucleotide messenger RNA. RefSeq lists its product as uncharacterized. NCBI's taxonomy places the organism in Eukaryota, Fungi, Ascomycota, Dothideomycetes, Mytilinidiales, Mytilinidiaceae. The record is from RefSeq and is a predicted model, not a curated record. The coding region runs from base 64 to 414 and encodes 116 amino acids. The transcript has a single exon.